This is a messenger RNA of Dovyalis caffra, 2577 nucleotides long. The record is from the annotation of a GenBank genome assembly. NCBI's taxonomy places the organism in Eukaryota, Viridiplantae, Streptophyta, Magnoliopsida, Malpighiales, Salicaceae.
AUGUCUCAUCUUUUGAUGUUUCAUCUUCCCAAACCAGAGACGAGUUUCCUUCCUCCCGCUCCAAAUCGCUCCCUCCUCAGUCCUCACCAGCAAAGCAAGGAAACGAGGAAAAAGAAGAGAACGCAGCGUACAGCAGUGAGCAAGCAAAACAAAAUGAGAUUCAACUUCGAGUUGACAGAACCAAACCUUGACUCCUCUCCUCGAAAAUCCCCAACUCCCAAAGAAGACAUCCAAUGGGUCCCACUUCAAAACCACCCGCUUUUCACUUCCUCCGCCUCCACCUCACCCGAAGGAGACGGCUCACCUCAACCACCAUCUAAUCUACUAGCUUGGGACGGCGCUUCUAGAUUAUAUUACUGGGAUUCAAACCUCCGUUGCCUCCAUCGAAUUUCAAUUCGGCUUGGCGAUCCCGAACCUUCCUCGGUCCUCGCUGCCUUACCCUCUAAGGUAUUGCAUACAGAUGUGGAGGUUAAUUUUAAGGUUAAUAAAAUUUCUAUAAAUAGAAAUGGCUCUGCUCUGCUUCUUUCCGGUGCCAAUGGUUUAUGUGUUAUGUACCUUUAUGGACGCUCUUCUGAUAAAGAUAACUCCAUCAUUUGCAGGACUGUUUCCAUUGGCUCGCAAAUUUAUUUUAAUGAGAGAAAUGUAAUACACACGCCAAAAGUUUUGUGGCAUCCUUACAGUGAUACGCAUUUAGGAAUUCUUUCUUCUGAUUUGGUUUUCAGACUGUUUGAUUUGUCUUCAGAUGUCCUGCAGCCGGAGCAGGAGUAUUAUCUACAGCCUGUUGAAUCUGGUAGAUCCAGGAAUGCUGCAUCGAUCUGUCCUGUUGAUUUUUCUUUUGGGGGCGACCACUUGUGGGACAGGUUCAGUGUUUUCCUAUUAUUCAGAGAUGGUUCAGUUUACAUCCUUUGCCCAAUUGUUCCAUUUGGAAGUGUCUACAAAUGGGAAUAUGUUUUGGAGAUAUAUAGUGAUGCUGAAACAUUUGGACCGAAAUCAGCAAACCCAGUUGCUGUUAAUAACUCGAAUAUGGCAAUCUCUUGGUUGGAGGCAACGUUUCCUGAGUUAGCCCAUGAAUCAAAGGAGGGGGGAUUAUCAACACUGAAAGCUCAUCCUUAUGCUGUAUUUGAUGCAUCACUUUGUUUGCAGGGCCCUCUACGCAAAGUAUGUCAGGGUGGGGAAGAUGAAGACUUAGCAGUUAGGGGUGCAGAAUGCGAAGGUCGUGCAGUCAGUUUUCUCUAUGAUUUAGCCAGCAAAGACUCAAUUCUGGUAACUGCCUGGAGUGGUGGGCAAUUGCAAAUAGAUGCCCUCGCUGAUGAAAUCCAGCCAGUCUGGACAGUUGGUAGUGCACCUCGUCUUCGUGUCAACUCCCACAACCAUAUUCUUGGUCUUGCAAUGCUUUGCGAAUCAAUCUUGGGUGAGCUUCCUGUUGUGAAGCUUGAUCAACCGCAUGAUCAUACUGUCUGGUUAGGUCAUCCACCACCUUUGUUGAGACUUGCAAUUGUGGACUUGGCCUUACCAAGGAAAACAGAAAGCGGGUCUCAUAUUUCAAUGUUUGUUGAUCCCCUUAUGCCUGAAAGAAUCUAUUCUGUUCAUGAUGGAGGGAUAGAUUCAAUUGUUUUGCAUUUUCUUCCAUUCACCAGUCAGUCUAGUGGCAAGGAUGAGACAGUCCGGACUCCCUCUGUGCAUCCUGUCCUUAGCACAUGCCAGGUGGAGAACUCUGCACCUUCUCCCCUUUGUGGCUUUUUAGCAUUAUCAGAUUCAUUUGGGUACUCAUGGAUUGUGGUGAUUACCUCCAACCAAGAAUGUGUUGUGCUAGAAAUGAAAACAUUGAAUUUAUUGGUGCCUGUACAUGUUGAUAUGUUGAAGACAUCUGCAAGCUCUGAAGAAUGGACAAAUAGAAAUCCUCCAGACAUCAUAAGCAAAGAACUACUUAGUGGUCCUAAGGUGGUUCUUGUUGCUCAGGGUUCACCAAAUCUUCGAUCUGUUGCUGCUGAUUCUAUUGAAGGGCGGUCAACUCUUCAUCAGUACUUAAACCUUUUCCAUGAAAACUAUGUCGAGUAUGCACAUAAGGUCUAUUUUGAACUCAAGCAUCAUGGCCCCCAGUUGAAGAGAAUCAUUGAUGACCAGCAUGCUCGAUUAGGUGAGGCACAGGAGAAGCUUUCAAAAGCAGAGAAGCAGCAGUCAGGAUUGGAGGAAAGGAUUAAUCGUGCAAUGCAGAGACACAAUCUUCUGGAACAGCGAUUGCAUUCCUUGAGGAACUUGCCUGGGGCUGAUAAGAAGCCUUUGUCUAAAGCAGAACGUGAAUUCAAGUCUGAUCUUGACCAAUUUACUGAAGUUGAAUUGGAUGCUUUGCGAACUUCCAUUGAUACACUAAGAGCAAGGCUAAGAAGGUUCACACAAUCUUCGAAAGGUGGCAUACCAAAUCAGCAAAGUAAAAUAGUGGGAAGGAACAAUGUCCUAGAUGCCCAAAUAUCGCAGCUGAAAUCAUCAAUUGCGAAACUGUCCCUUGUCAAUACUGAGAAUACAAAGAAAGUUGAAGCUCUUGAAUCUGUGUUAAAAAAUCGGGAAAGCAAUAGAUGA